GGUCACAAUUGUGUUUUGCAGACGCUUUACGCGCUUACCACAGAACCGGAACUAGUUUUGUUGUGAGUGUGACGCGUUGAGAAGCGCGAGCUGUGAGGAGGAGCAGGUGAUCAGUUACUAUGGCAGCUCCCACUGCAUUAACAGGGAAUUAUAUUAGAAUACAGACAUUAACAUCCUAUUUCCAGCAUUGUCGACGAUCAAAACGAUGGAUUAAUCUGAAAACAGUCAACCGGAGAAGCCCCUUUUGUCAGUCACUGAAAAGACAUGUUGCCACGGUGGUCUCAGGGACAGGACUUGCUCGGCAGAUCCAUAAAGAAGUCCAGAGUGAUAUAGCAAAACUAGUGGCCCAAGGCAACAGGAGACCUCAUCUGAGUGUCAUCCUGGUGGGAGAUAAUCAUGCCAGCCACACUUAUGUGAGAAACAAAACCCGAACGGCUUCACUGCUUGGCAUGUCAAGCAGCACAAUCUUCAGGCCAGCAUCAGUAUCUCAGGAAGAGAUGUUGGAGCUGAUAGACAAAUUCAACAGAGACAGGGGCAUCAGUGGGCUGCUGGUCCAACUCCCUCUUCCAGAGCACAUCAACGAGAGAGCCAUAUGCAAUGCUGUUGCCCCAGAAAAAGACGUCGAUGGAUUCCACAUAGUAAACAUUGGGAAACUCUGCUUGGACCAGAGGUGCAUGGUGCCAGCCACAGCAGCGGCAGUGUGGGAAAUCAUCAGAAGAACGGGCAUUGAAACAGUUGGAAAAAAUGUGCUUGUUGUUGGGCGCUCCAAGAAUGUAGGAAUGCCUAUUGCAAUGCUGCUGCAUUCGGAUAGAAACCAUGAACGACCGGGAGGUGAUGCCACAGUUAUCAUGGCUCAUAGAUGCACUCCUCUACCACGACUGAAGGAACUUACCAGUCUGGCUGACAUAGUGAUUGCGGCUGCAGGUGUGCCUCACUUAAUAACGGCAGAUAUGGUAAAAGAGGGAGCCAUGGUCAUUGAUGUCGGCAUCAACCGCAUGCAGGACCCUGUCACUGGUAAACUUCGUGUUGUUGGAGAUGUGGAUUUUGAAGCUGUGAAGGUGAAGGCUGGAUUCAUCACUCCUGUGCCUGGAGGAGUCGGCCCAAUGACCAUCGCCAUGGUGAUGAAAAACACAGUCACUGCUGCCAAAAAUGCUCCAACAUACUGAACAAACACAAAACCUGCCAUUACGGUUGGACUAGAGACAAGCACUUCAGUCUGGAUACUUUAAUUGGCACUAUUUGUCCAUAUAUCUUGAUUAUAAGCGCAAGCCCCUGCAAGCUUCCUCUACAACAUCCUUCCCUGCCUGUCGGCAAGCUGUAACAGGCUGUUCUAGCUGGCACGGCAGCCAUGCAUGUCCAUGACAGUAACUACACCCUAAUUCGUUUCUUAACGCUGUAAAAAUGAGAGAGAUGCCUCCUCAAUGAUUCUAAGGAGCUGUCGCCUUUGCUACAGUGUUAUUAUUUUGUCGGAGCCAAGAAAAUAAGGAGGGUUUACUGUGCAAGUGUAAUAUUACCUCCCUGACGAUGCAUGAGUGAAGCCGGAAGUCUUACUUGCAUCAUCCUCACAGGAGAGUUUCGGUAGGACUUGACAGGCUGCUCAACAGGUGGCCUCAUAGCAGGGUAAUAGAUGGUUCUCAGAUAUCUGACAGAUGAAUCUGUUGGCACUGAGACAAAUGGGACAUUAAUACAUUUUCUCAGGAAAUUAUUUUAGAAUAGUAGUUUGAA
Molecule: messenger RNA, 1725 nt
Organism: Sinocyclocheilus anshuiensis
Lineage: Eukaryota; Metazoa; Chordata; Actinopteri; Cypriniformes; Cyprinidae
Product: probable bifunctional methylenetetrahydrofolate dehydrogenase/cyclohydrolase 2
Exons: 8
Coding region: 120-1166 (348 amino acids)
Biological process (GO): tetrahydrofolate interconversion
Cellular component (GO): mitochondrion
Molecular function (GO): methylenetetrahydrofolate dehydrogenase (NAD+) activity; methenyltetrahydrofolate cyclohydrolase activity; methylenetetrahydrofolate dehydrogenase (NADP+) activity
Source: RefSeq, a predicted model, not a curated record